AAUGAGCGGCGGAGGGGGCGGGAUCUGUUCCCAGGAAGCGGCGGGAGGCGCGGAGUACCGCUGUGUGUACGAGGUCUGGGGGCGGUGCGCAGCCAUGUCGGAGCGGAAAGUCUUGAACAAAUACUACCCGCCGGACUUCGAUCCGGCAAAGAUCCCGAAGCUCAAACUCCCGAAGGACCGGCAGUAUGUGGUGCGGCUCAUGGCCCCGUUCAACAUGCGCUGCAAGACGUGUGGUGAAUACAUCUAUAAGGGAAAGAAGUUUAAUGCCCGUAAGGAGACGGUUCAGAACGAGGUGUACCUGGGACUUCCCAUAUUCCGCUUCUACAUCAAGUGCACGCGUUGCCUGGCAGAGAUCACUUUCAAGACAGAUCCUGAGAACACGGACUACACCAUGGAGCACGGAGCCACUCGUAACUUCCAGGCUGAGAAGCUCUUGGAAGAAGAGGAGAAAAGGAUGCAGAAGGAGAGGGAGGAGGAAGAGCUAAACAAUCCCAUGAAGGUCCUGGAGAACCGAACCAAGGACUCCAAGCUGGAGAUGGAAGUUCUGGAGAACCUACAGGAGCUGAAGGAGCUCAACCAGCGCCAGGCCAAUGUUGACUUCGAGGCCAUGCUGCAGCAGUACAAGGAAUACGAGGAGGAGCAGAAGCGCAGGGAGCAGGAGGAGGAUGAGCAAGAGAUGAAAGCCAUGCUGGAGCAGGCCCAGAACCGCCGGCUGCUGCCAGACUCUGACUCUGACGAAGAGCCUGCGAAACCAGGCACCAAGCCCACGGCCAAAACACGGCCCACGGACGUCCUGCAGGAGGACCCUCAGCCCCAGAGCAAGAAGAUGAAGACUGAAAGCUGGGAGCGGAGCGUGGGCAAAUGGAACAGCAAGUCACAGCUGGCCACACUGGUGACGGCCAGGAAGCAGAAGCCAAGUGCCACCCCAGCUAACGGGGCUGAGAACCGAGGCACCACGGCCAGCACCGGCUCUUUGCCCACCACCACGGGCACCACGUCGUCCCUCGGCUUGUUGGGAGCGUACACGGACAGCGAGAGCGACUGACGAGCAGCGGGGCCGCGUGCUGCUCAGCCCCACGGCGCUCCCCCUCCCCACGUCCUCACCUCCCGUCCUGCAGCGGGGCCGUGGGCGCCGAUCCCAACUGGGAAGCACUGGGACCAUCCAGGACUGUGCUCUUUGUCCCUUCCGCUGCCACCCGCUGUCCUCAGCAGCCCCCCCCCCCUCACACUGCAGUAGUGGCAGCAUGGGGCUUCCUACCCCCAUGGGGGGGUGUGAGCUCAGCACCUUUUUGAAGCCAAGGACCCCCCCCUUCUCUGUCCCCGUCUGUGGGGGGGAGCAGUGGGGCUGGCUGUGCUCACGGACGGCCCCGACCGGUGAAUAAAUGGAGUGGGUCGGAGCUGGUUGUCUCUCCUCCAUCAA
Numida meleagris (helmeted guineafowl) is the source of this 1420-nucleotide messenger RNA. It is a transcript of the gene YJU2, whose product is annotated as coiled-coil domain containing 94. The record is from RefSeq and is a predicted model, not a curated record. The coding region runs from base 2 to 1045 and encodes 347 amino acids. Gene Ontology annotation, biological process: mRNA splicing, via spliceosome. The transcript has 8 exons. Lineage: Eukaryota; Metazoa; Chordata; Aves; Galliformes; Numididae. Gene Ontology annotation, cellular component: U2-type catalytic step 1 spliceosome.